AUGUUAAUACUCGUACACUGUUUGAGUCUACUGAUUUUUCAACUAUUGAAACAUAGAAAGCGGAUAAAAUAUCUACAAUCCAUCGAAAACAAUAUAAAAAUGGCUGAACAUCAAGCUUUAGUAGCCGAAAGCAAUAAAGUGGAUUUAGAAUAUAAUCUGAAGUUUGACCCUCCCGUGUAUCGACAAAGGUAUGCAAAGGUAUAUGAAACUCUUAUAGAUGAGAGAUGGCGAAAACAGAUCAAAAAAUUAUGUGACUUUGGCUGUGCUGAAUUCGGACUUUUCAUGUUCAUCAAACAGCUGAGUAGCUUGAAUGAUAUUCAUUUCAUUGAUAUAGACGAAGAAACCCUGAGAUAUAAUCUGAGGAAAAUAUAUCCCCUCACUAUUGAAUAUCUGAAAAGGAGGGAGGAACCAUUAGAAGUGAACAUUUUUGCUGGUAGUGUUGCAGAUCCUGAUUAUCGUUUAUCAAACAUGGAUGCAGUGAUUGCAGUUGAAUUAAUCGAACACUUAUAUCCUGAUGCAUUAGAUGCCUUGCCUUAUAAUAUCUUUGGGUUUAUUGAACCAAAGAUAGUUAUAAUCACAACCCCAAAUGCUGAUUUCAAUGUUCUGUUUUCCUCAGACACCAAGAGAAUGAGGCAUUAUGAUCACAAGUUUGAAUGGACCAGGGAGCAAUUUAGUCAAUGUUUCAGUGAAAUCAGUGAAAUCAUCCACAUAUUAGAGGAUCACUCAUCACCUCAACAAGAACAGCAAACUGAGCAGCCAGGGGCAACCACGACCAUCCAGCCAUCUGUUGCCCACUAUACCAAAACCGCCCAGCCAGCUGUUGCCCAACCAAUUUCGAGCAAACCGAUUAACACCGCCACCAGACCCAACACCACCCAGAGAGUUACAAGACCCAGCAAUGUCUUUGGAGAUCUGGAUAAAGAUCUAGACAUAAUUCUUCGGGGGUGCGCAGCCAACUAG
Molecule: messenger RNA, 960 nt
Organism: Phaedon cochleariae (mustard beetle)
Lineage: Eukaryota; Metazoa; Arthropoda; Insecta; Coleoptera; Chrysomelidae
Source: the annotation of a GenBank genome assembly